Molecule: messenger RNA, 3367 nt
Organism: Linum tenue
Lineage: Eukaryota; Viridiplantae; Streptophyta; Magnoliopsida; Malpighiales; Linaceae
Source: the annotation of a GenBank genome assembly
AAAAAAGACCGUUAAAGAGAGAAGGCACCAGCAAAAACCCUCCCCUGCUCCAACGGCUACUUCUCCAUUCAAACCAAAGAAUACUCACUCCCCAAACUUUCGUCGUCCCUCAGACAAAGAAAUCAAUCCUCUCAUCGUCGCCUCCUUUUCUCUCCGAAUCGAAUCCCUUCUUUUUGUUUCUGCAAUCAAGAGCUCAAUCUACUUCGCCCCUUCGUCUCGGGAUAUCUCAAGAUUACUGACAGAGUUCUGUUCGCCCUCGGAAGAAUGGAUCUGGGAUGCUUGGACUUAGGUUGCCUCGAUAAAGUGGCCAAGCACGGCGGUGGCGACGCUCGGAGCAGUCCUGGUUCAGAUGGGGGAGGAUCUGAUUCUAGCGGGAAUCUCACUUCUUCGGCUUCCAAGUUCGGCAAGAGAAAUUCACCGAGGGGGAGUGGCCAGUCAUCACCAAAUGCUCUAAACAAAGUCACGUCACAGAUUAAGAAGCCUAGUCGCCGUAAGACUAGCCCACUCAACUGGUUUCCUCGCAAGAAAGUGGACUCGUACUUGAAGAGGAAAAUUCAAAUGCUGCAGGAAGUUGAUGGGAUGAAACAGACUCUGGAUGAGACCCUUGGGGAUUCAAAUCCACACUAUUGCAGAGUGCUCCGAGAAAAAAUGGCAGCAAGAGAGGCUGCAAGCAAGGUCAUGGAGGCUCAAAAGGCUGCAUUGGUCGAGGCAUCUUGGUACCGAACACUUAAAGCAGCUAGGAUUCACAACAAGGAAGCCGAAGACCUACUCGCAAAAGCAGAAAAUGCUGCUGCCGAAGCUUUUGAAGCAGCAACAGCUGUGGGAGUGAUCAUGGAUGAUAUGCCAAGUUGCCCUCAAAAUGCUUUGUUAUUUGCACCCUCUAAAACAACAAACAAGGCAGGAUCUACUACUACUGGUCAUACUGUCAAAGCAUCUUUUGAGACGGCAUUUGAUGUAGAUAAAGAAGUAGCUGCAGCCGUUAAAGUUGCAUUUAUCAGGCUUGCCGCCACUUGUCCGCCUUCCGACCAAGAUGAAUUCAGAGAUUUGUUGCAGAAGAUUAGUCAGAAUCCAGAGAGUAGUGUUUAUGAAGGAGAACAAGAAGACUUGAAAGAACUCUCUGCAGAGUCCGGAUCAGAUUCUGGUUCUGAACCCAUGUCUACCUCUCCAAAGUCCAGUCAAAAGAAAAAGAAGCGACAGUCGGUGGAGCUUGUCAAUAUGAUGCUUGACAGGCUUAAAUCCUUGAAAGAAGAUGAGCUGUCUUCGCUUGCAACGAUAGUUGCAACUUGUGGCUUAAGUGCUGCAUUGGCAGAAGUCGAGAGCAUUAAGCUGCAGCGUGAUCAUCCCAUCUCAACUGAAGCUCUCAGUGUUCCUCGAAGGUCAUCUUCUGUAGAUGCAGGAAAGAAGCAAGGCGAGUCAGAACUCCCCAGCCUAGACAAGUUUCUUGUAAAGCACAUGUCAAAACUUGAGAAGGAAGUUGAACAAGCCAAGAAUAACAGGAAGAAAGAGGCGGAAGGAGCAAGAGACGCGUCGACUAAUGAUGACAAGAAUGGAAAGGUGCAGUUAGAUAAGAAAGCAAGUGCAUGCGACAUUGUUCCUGACCUAGGAAGUAUUCUUGUCAAGCACUCAUCCAGGAUUGAGAGAGAGAUUCAAGAAGCGAAGAGGAAUUCAGCUAAGGAUUACGAUUACAAAACAGCCCGCAAGAAACCGGUGCAUGAAUGGGAUUCUUCAUGUGAGGUUGAACAAGCCAAGAAUAACAGGAAGAAAGAGGCGGAAGGAGCAAGAGACGCGUCGACUAAUGAUGACAAGAAUGGAAAGGUGCAGUUAGAUAAGAAAGCAAGUGCAUGCGACAUUGUUCCUGACCUAGGAAGUAUUCUUGUCAAGCACUCAUCCAGGAUUGAGAGAGAGAUUCAAGAAGCGAAGAGGAAUUCAGCUAAGGAUUACGAUUACAAAACAGCCCGCAAGAAACCGGUGCAUGAAUGGGAUUCUUCAUGUGAGGUGAUCCCUGACCUAGCAAGCAUAAUGGCUAAGCGUCCUACAAAACCAGAGAUUGAAAAUCAAGAAGCAAAACAGGACUCUGAAAAGUUAUCAAAGUGGGUUGUUAACAGGCCAAAAGCAGCAAGUAGUGUCCCAGGCGUGCCUAGCUUGGAUGAGGUUCUUGUUAAGCAUGUAUCCAGGCUUGAAAAAGAGGUCCAAGAAGCAAAAAACAGGAGUCGAAUAAAUGAAAUGGCAGAGCAAGAGAACGUUGACUUCAACAAAGUAGCAACAAUCUCGUCAGAUUCAGAAUUUGAAGGCAAGACGAUGAGGACUUCUCCCAACUUGCAAGAAGACAGCUUAGAGAAGAUAUUGAUCAAGCCUGUGAGCAGAUUGGAACGGGAGAACACAAUGCAGGCUAAGAACAGGAGAAGUGAAUACAACAGAAUCCAAAGUAAGCAGCAGCAAGCACAAGCUGGCAGAAUUGGGGCAGCAGAAGAAGGGUUGGAGAAAGUCUUGGUAAAGCAUGUGUCUAAGCUAGAAAGAGAGAAAAUGGAAUCACGUUUGAAGGAAGAUGAUGUCAAGGUGGUGCAGAGAAGAGGCAAAAAUUUGCAGCAAGCACAAGAUGACAGAAUUGGGGCAGCAGAAGAAGGUUUGGAGAAAGUCUUGGUAAAGCAUGUGUCUAAGCUAGAGAGAGAGAAAAUGGAAUCACGUUUGAAGGAAGAUGAUGUCAAGGUGGUGCAGAGAAGAGGCAGAAAUUUGCAUUUGCAGCAGAGAAGUGAAGAAGGAAGUCUGGACCAAAUUCUGGUUAAACAUAAAUCUAGACUGGAGAAGGAGAAGAUGAGCGCUUUCGAAAAGGAAACAGGAGAACAUGCAAGAGUCGCGGUCUCGUCUUCCAUGUCUCGUAGAGAAGUGAGGGAGAAGGAGUUGGAAGAAUCAUGGGGUGGAUUAAGUUUUGGCAACUCCCUCAGGCCACAUUUCUCCAAGCUUCAACGGGACAAGGCUGCUUGGAUAAAAGCUGAUGAAGAAGAAAGAAGGCAAGUGGUGUAGACGUGUAGUGUAAGAAGCUGUGUAAAUUUCUUCAAAAGCUGAGCUUGAUCCUGAGCCAGAGUUGUUGUUGUGGGAUAUGAAGUGUAAAAGUGUCAAUAGCUGCUUUGAUAUUCUUUUCUUUUUUCUUGUAGCGGGGAAGAGUGCUUUCUUCCCUGCACUAACUUUUGGGCCUAUGUAUGAAGCUUUCUUCCCUGCAUGAAGCUUGAAAUGGAACUGAAUAUGAGUAAUUUGUUCUUCACUUUGCCUUACCAUCACUCUCUACCCUCAGGGGGUGGCUUUCUGUUUCUGAGUGGGAUUGCUUCUUUCCUGCAUCUAAUGUAAUGUUGGAAACGGAAGCAAAUACUUG